Trematomus bernacchii (emerald rockcod) is the source of this 1395-nucleotide messenger RNA. Its product is annotated as bone morphogenetic protein 7-like. Gene Ontology annotation, cellular component: extracellular region. Gene Ontology annotation, biological process: SMAD protein signal transduction. Gene Ontology annotation, molecular function: growth factor activity; cytokine activity. Lineage: Eukaryota; Metazoa; Chordata; Actinopteri; Perciformes; Nototheniidae. The record is from RefSeq and is a predicted model, not a curated record. Bases 156 to 1295 code for a protein of 379 amino acids. The transcript has 6 exons.
CAUAUCGCACCAAGACCAGAAGGUGAUGAAGCAAUGAUACUCUGAGUUGAUAAAGGUAUUGUUUUUUUAUUCCUAUUAUUAGCAGAGAAACUACUUAUGUAGCCGCAUCUCCAGUAUUUUCUUUCGACCGUAGUCGUGCGUAAAAUCGGUGUAAAAUGGAGACACGCGUCCUGGCGACGGUAACAACCCUCCUGUCGUGGAGUUACUGUGCGUUGGCCACGCAGGUCGCCUUCUCCAACUUCUCCGUGGACAACGAGGUGCACUCCAGUUUCAUCCAGCGGCGGCUGCGGAGCCAGGAGCGCAGGGAGAUGCAGCGGGAGAUCCUCUCCAUCCUGGGGCUGCCGCACCGGCCGCGGCCGCACGUCCACACCAAACACACCGCUGCCCCGAUGUUCAUGCUGGACCUGUACAACACCAUCUCCACAGAUGCACAGCCGCCCGGAUACUCUUACUACAAGCCCGCUUUACCCACCCAGGGCUCCUCCAUGAUGACCCCGCAGGACAGCCGCUUCCUGGAUGACGCAGACACGGUGAUGAGUUUUGUCAAUCUGGUCGAUCAGGAGAAGGAUCUUCUGUUCCAGCAGCACAGAAGAGAAUUCAGAUUUGAUCUUUCCCGUAUUCCUGAAGGAGAGGCCGUCACAGCAGCAGAGUUCAGGAUAUAUAAAAAUGUUGUCCAGGAACGCUACGAGAACGAGACCUUCAGAGUCAGUGUGUACCAGGUCCUGGAGAAACCUCCAAACAGUGAGGUGGAGCUCUUGCUGCUGGACCAGCGCGAGGUGUGGGCUGCAGAGGAUGGCUGGCUGCUGUUCGACCUGACCGCCACCAGCAACCUGUGGCUGGUGAACCCGGAGCAGAACCUCGGGCUGCACCUGGUGCUGGAGGACAGCCACGGCCAGAGGAGGAACCCCCAUCUGGCGGGGCUGGUGACGGGGAACGGGUCUCAGGAGAAGCAGCCCUUCAUGGUCGCCUUCUUCAAAGCCAAUGAGAUACCCUCAGCCUCUCCAAAGAGGGAUGUAAAAAGCACGAGCUGUAUGUCAGUUUCAGAGAUUUGGGAUGGCAGGUAUGAUUCAGAUCUUCCAUUUGAUCUCAUUUCAAUUUCAUGUCCAAAAGUGACAAUUGGCUUACAUUUGCUGGAUGCUUUAAUCCAACCAGGACUGGAUCAUCGCACCAGAGGGCUACGCAGCGUUUUACUGCGAGGGAGAAUGUGCCUUCCCUCUCAACUCCUACAUGAACGCCACCAAUCAUGCCAUCGUGCAAACUCUGGUGCACUUUAUCAACCCGGACACGGUGCCUAAGCCCUGCUGCGCCCCCACCCAGCUCCACGGCAUCUCAGUGCUCUACUUUGACGACAGCUCCAACGUCAUCCUCAAGAAGUACCGCAACAUGGUGGUCAGA